This is a messenger RNA of Coffea eugenioides, 2003 nucleotides long. Its product is annotated as DNA polymerase lambda. The coding region runs from base 15 to 1679 and encodes 554 amino acids. Gene Ontology annotation, cellular component: nucleus. Lineage: Eukaryota; Viridiplantae; Streptophyta; Magnoliopsida; Gentianales; Rubiaceae. Gene Ontology annotation, molecular function: DNA-directed DNA polymerase activity; DNA binding. The record is from RefSeq and is a predicted model, not a curated record. The transcript has 14 exons. Gene Ontology annotation, biological process: double-strand break repair via nonhomologous end joining.
UUCUGCUUGCUGAAAUGGCGCCAAGGAGAAGCACUCCUGCUAUUACUAAUAAGACGAAGAAGAAGGCUAAAUCUCCGCCGUCCGAUCCUCAAGGAAUGUUCUCCGGGAUGGUUGUUCACUUAAUCGAAAGCGGAGUUCAGGCCCGUCGGUUACAGAUUUGGAAGCACAGAUUAGAGCAAUUGGGGGCGAAAAUAGAGGUUGAUUUCUCGAAAAAUGUUACGCAUGUGUUUGCUUUAAACUUAGAUACAUUGAUUCAAAAAGUUGAUCUUGAACUCGUAAAGCGCUUGAAAACGAUAGUUCUCAGUUAUCAGUGGCUUGAAGACAGCUUGAGAGAAGGAAAAAAAGUACUUGAAGAAUCAUAUAUUCUGUCAUUGGAGAGAGGAGGAGGUGACAAGAUAAGCAACACUGCAGAAGAAACUUUCCCCAAACUCUUGAAUGAUGUCCAUUCUGGUGCUAGUGAAACAUUACAGCAAAAAAGGAUCAGAAUUUCACCAAUGGAUCUUGCAGAUACAAAUCUGAAGAACACAGUCAAAUUGGAGGAAAAUGCAGUACCUGAGUCACCUGAUUCUUCAAGUGGUUCAUAUGGCUCUAUGCAUUCUUUAAGUCCCGAAAUCACUGGCCCAUCAAUUGAUGCUCAACACAAGACUGUUUUGACUUCAGACUCAGCCUUGCUUUACAGUCCUCCUGAUUUAAACAGGAAUAUAACUGAGAUAUUUGGGAGGCUUAUAAACAUAUAUAGAGCUCUUGGUGACGAUUGGAGGUCAUUUAGCUAUCACAAAGCCAUUCCUGUGAUUGAAAAGCUGCCUUUCAAAAUUGAGAGUGUGGAACAGGUUAAACACUUACCUGGUAUUGGCAAGUCAAUGCAAGAUCACAUUCAGGAGAUAGUGACAACUGGGAAGUUAUCCAAGUUGGAGCACUUUGAGACGGAUGAAAAGGUAAAGACAAUUAGUUUGUUUGGAGAAAUAUGGGGAAUUGGUCCAGCCACUGCUUUGAAGCUUUAUGAAAAAGGCCACCGAACUUUGGAUGACCUGAAAAAUGAGGAGUCAUUGACAAAUGCACAGAGGUUGGGGUUGAAGUACUUUGAUGAUAUCAGAAAAAGGAUUCCAAGGCAUGAGGUUGAAGAGAUGGGACAUCUUCUAAAGAAAGCUGGAGAUGAUGUUUUGCCUGGGGUAGAAAUUGUUUGUGGAGGAUCUUAUCGACGGGGAAAGGCUUCUUGUGGGGAUUUGGACAUAUUAAUUACUCAUCCUGAUGGUAAAAGUCAUGUAGGCUUUCUCCCACAGUAUGUGAAGCACCUGAAAGACAUGAAGUUCUUGAGAGAAGAUUUGGUCUUUAGUGUUCACAGUGAAGAGGGUACAGAUUCAGGAGUGGACACUUACUUUGGCCUUUGCACUUACCCUGGACGAGAAUUGCGGCACCGCAUAGACUUCAAGGUUUAUCCAAGGGACAUCCAUGCAUUUGGAUUGAUAGCUUGGACGGGGAAUGACGUAUUGAACAGGAGGUUGAGAAUACUGGCAGAAUCCAAGGGUUUCCGAUUGGAUGAUACAGGGUUAUUUCCAGCUACUCGUGGCUCUGGUGGCCAACGGGGUAAAGGUAGUGCCAGUUUGAAACUUCGGACAGAAAAAGAGGUCUUUGAUUUCCUUGGCUUUCCUUGGCUUGAACCGCAUGAAAGAAAUUUAUAACAAACGGGCAGCUCUAUAGAUCCGUGAAUUUCCAGACGCCAGGGUUUGCUUGAUGACUAACGUCCCUGGAAGAGAUGUGCCUGUCAUGCUAGCUUAUAGUUAACUUGGUUGUCCACUCGGGUGAUGAUUAUUCAAAAAAGCUAUGCAGGCGAUCUGAAGGGGACGAAGUUCGCUCCAUAAACUAGUCCUUGGAAUUCUUGAUUCCCUUGGUUUACGUUCUUCAAAGUGGAAAAUUCUUGUGAAUAUAUAUGUAAAUAAUGUGAAUCAUCUCUGUUUGCACAAAUCAAAUUUUGGAAUGUUAACCUAAAGUAUGUAUAUCGAAUC